AUGGCCUCAGCGCUCGACCACAAGAAGCCCGAGCGACUCCGCGAAGUCCUCCUACGUCGACCGAAGCCGGCGUGGCCAUAUCCGACGUCGGAGGAGGCCCUCGCCCUUGUCGACUACUUGGUUCGUUUCAACCGCAACAAGAAGAGCAAAGACCUCGAGGGGCGGCUCGAAGUCCUGCAAGAUCGCGCGGGACUGUUGUGGUCGGUAGUCGCGCCUCGCCAGUGGGAGCACUUCCGGUCGGCAUGCCAAGAGAUGUUGCGCCGUCUUUUCGAAGGAGCGGGCAUCCGGGAUAACAUGAAGCAUCUCGGCCUCGUCAAUGUGUUCGCGGUGGGUGGUUACACGGAGCAUCCGACCCGCUUCAGCAUGGGCGGCACAGUCGAGGCGGACGAGAAGAGCUUUCUCUGCUUCAAAACGCUUACACAGCGGGCGAGGGAUUUGCAGCGUCGGUAUGCAGAUGCUGGUCGCCUCAGCGGAACACAUUCCGGGGCGUGCUUCUGGUUCCUGCAAACACCGAGCCAUUCCGAAGGUGCUCUCUCGGCAGAACGCCUUCGUCUGCUGUCGGAGGGCGCGCAGAAUGCCCUCCUUGAGCACGUCGAGUACAUCGCCAACCUUAACCCCAUGCCGGCCAUAAAUGAGCUGCCCAGCCCCGACCAGCUCCUCGUCAAUGCGGAGCUCGCCGCCUCUUACAUCAAGAUCAAGAAGGCCGUCUCCGCUUGUCGUCUUCCUCCUGCGGUCAACACGCAGUACGAGAUGGUCCUCGACUUCCCCUACAUCACGACUCUGCCCCUUGAGCUCCUCGUCGAGAUCACAAACGCUCUCGAGAUCGCUGCCGAAGAAGGACGUCAGCCCACCCUGGCGCACUUGUCCGGCACCGCCGCCGUCAAGAUCUACACCAAGCGAGUUGACGCAGUCGUUCGUCGCCUGCGCACAACGUUUAUUAGGCCGCAAUCCACGGACAAGUGGCAGGAGGAGUAUCUGAAGCCGCUCAAGGGAGGAACGGAGCAGCCGAAGCACGCGCUCGCUUUCCGUCACCGAGAGGAUCCUUUAUCGCUCUCCCACCCGUACUCUCGCAUCUCGCACCGCAUGGCGCGCCGCAUCGGCACGUCGAAGGAGGCUUGGGAGGCGGAGAGGGCGUCGAGGGCCUUCUAG
Messenger RNA from Rhodotorula toruloides NP11, 1149 nucleotides. RefSeq lists its product as uncharacterized. Bases 1 to 1149 code for a protein of 382 amino acids. The record is from RefSeq and is a predicted model, not a curated record. The transcript is spliced from 7 exons. Lineage: Eukaryota; Fungi; Basidiomycota; Microbotryomycetes; Sporidiobolales; Sporidiobolaceae.